This is a messenger RNA of Rotaria sp. Silwood1, 399 nucleotides long. Lineage: Eukaryota; Metazoa; Rotifera; Eurotatoria; Philodinida; Philodinidae. The record is from the annotation of a GenBank genome assembly.
AUGUGCCAUCGAUUACUCUUUACUGCCGUUUUUUGCUUAUUUUUUACAACUGUUUUGUCGAUUCAAUGCUAUACGGGCACCGAUGCUAAAUGCUCGUUAACACCGGAUAUGAAAGAUUGCGGUUCAAGAGAAGCUUGUAGUUGUGUGAAAUAUCUUACUAAAUGUACAAAAGGUGAUCAAGCUUGUAGUCAAUGGGAACAAUCAACAGGUGCUAAAAAAUGGAUAUACUCGAUGAUUGCUAAAAGUAUGUGUAACAGAUUGGAAAAUGUACUGAUUGGCAUUUCUAAUGUCCAAUGUUGUUCAAAUAAUCGAUGCAAUCGACCUGAAAAUGGUCAAUGUUCAUGGUCGCAAACUCGUCGUCGAGUUUUACGUAAAUUUGCUGAUUUAUUCGACUUUUAA